UGUUCGUCCAUUUCCAUUGCUAACUUUACGCAUUUUUAUUCUUUGUUACGUGAGCCAUGCGCCUUUCUCUUUUCAGCAUUUGUAUUUUCUCUUGCCUUUUUUUACUGCAUAAUUUUACGUUACUUUGCAAGACGUAUUUCACAUUGACUAGAUGUUUUAUUUUCUCUAGCUUUAUGUUUUCGAAGUGCGUCACGGCUUAUGAAUUUAUUAUCCAUUAUGCAUGCUAUAGAGAAACUCCAUAGUGGCUUGUAUUUUACUUUUGUUAAUCGAUCAUCGCAUAUGAUAAUCAUCAUGCCAGAUUACUAUAUUUAGAAUAAAU
Rhizophagus irregularis DAOM 181602=DAOM 197198 is the source of this 319-nucleotide messenger RNA. Lineage: Eukaryota; Fungi; Glomeromycota; Glomeromycetes; Glomerales; Glomeraceae. The record is from RefSeq and is a predicted model, not a curated record.